This is a messenger RNA of Anthonomus grandis grandis, 1454 nucleotides long. RefSeq names its product aquaporin AQPAe.a (gene Prip). Gene Ontology annotation, molecular function: water channel activity. The transcript has 7 exons. NCBI's taxonomy places the organism in Eukaryota, Metazoa, Arthropoda, Insecta, Coleoptera, Curculionidae. The coding region runs from base 173 to 1012 and encodes 279 amino acids. Gene Ontology annotation, cellular component: plasma membrane. Gene Ontology annotation, biological process: transmembrane transport. The record is from RefSeq and is a predicted model, not a curated record.
GUCGCAGUAGUCGCCUAUCAUCAUCAACUCCAAUCCGUCGCUCAUUCAAAGUUUUGCCGAGCGCGAGCCAUCAACAGAAGCGCGUCGUGUUUUAUUGACCGUGAAUAUCUCUCACUUCGUUACCCGCGAAAAGUUCUUCUAGUUUUGUCCUUUAGCAGCUAAUUAUUAAACAAUGGGAAAUUUCCGAGAAGUUCUAGGCGUCAGCGAAAUAUCCUCAUCAAAAGUAAUUGAUGCGGUUUGGAAAGCUCUUCUGGCCGAGUUUUUGGGCAACUUUUUGCUUAACUUCUUUGGAUGCGGAUCAGUGAUAGUGAUGUCUUCAACCCCGCCAGGCGCACAACCGAAUUUCUUACUGGUGGCAAUAACAUUCGGACUGGUAGUGUUUGUCUGUGUUCAGGCCUUAGGCCAUGUAAGUGGAGCACAUCUAAACCCAGCGGUUACAGCAGGAAUGUUAUCAGUGGGCAAUAUCAAGAUAAUUAAAGGAUUAAUGUAUAUCAUCGUGCAAUGCCUUGGUGCUAUUGCCGGCUCCGCCACUUUAAAGGCACUUCUUCCCGAAACGUUACAUACCGGAGGCCUAGGAACCACUAAACUUAACACAGCUCUCGAAAUAAACCCUCUUCAAGGAUUUGGAUUCGAAUUUUUCCUUGGAUUUAUCUUGGUGUUAGUUGUUAGUGGAGUUUGUGAUCCAAACAGACCUGAAGCAAAAGCAGCGGGACCUCUUGCAAUUGGAUUGGCAGUGGCUUUAGGACAUAUGGGAGCCAUUAACUUCACCGGAUCGUCAAUGAACCCCGCUAGAAGUUUUGGAAGUGCCGUCAUUUCUGGAAUCUGGGAUGAUCAUUAUAUUUACUGGCUUGGACCAAUUGUUGGUGGUAUCAUUGCAGCUCAGAUUUAUCACCACGCAUUAAGAGCACCCACCCUUACUACAGUGAAAAUCAUCGAAAGGUACUCUACUGUUGCAGAUGAAAAAGAACUAAGAAGACUGGAUGGACAGAAAGAUGCUGAUAACUAUGCUUAAGGCUACUCGCAACCCAUACACUAAGCUAAAGCCGCAUAUUUUUCCCAGUGCAUAUUGUAUAAGAAAGUAUAUAAAGAUUAAAUCCUAAAAGCUUUUAUUUAUUUAUAAUAAGAGAAAUAAACAAUAAUUCUUUAUUUCCUUUUUUCUUAUUAGGUGAUUUAAUACAUUCAAAAAGCUUUAUUAAUUUACGUUUGUCUGAGGGAAAUCGUAUUAUUUAAUAUAAUUGUGUGUUCAAGCUUUUAUGCAGCUCGUUUAUUAGUAAUUAUUGUUAAUAGAGAUUAUUAUUUUGCUUAUAUCUGUAGCCUUUUUAUUAAUUUAGUUACCUAUUUGAUUCUCAUUAAAUACAGUAUUUAUUUAACUAAUUAAGUUUGCUCUAAUAUGUUAAUUGUUAGGAAUAAUACGAGUAUUUAAGUUUUAUUAAUAAAAUGUAAUUCUUAUUUUU